Messenger RNA from Symbiodinium natans, 1485 nucleotides. The record is from the annotation of a GenBank genome assembly. Lineage: Eukaryota; Dinophyceae; Suessiales; Symbiodiniaceae.
AUGCAGGAAUCCAUGAGGGAAUGGCUGUCGCAGCUCCAGCUUUCCGAGAACAGUUCUCUGUGCCAGAUGCAGUUAUACCGCAUGCUGCGAGACCUUCGGGACAACUGCAAGACCCUGCUUUCCAACCUGAAAGUAACAAGAGGAUGGAGGACUUGUGGCCAGAGUGCAGCAGACGUCUUUCUGCAUGGGCGCACCCUCCUGCGGGCCAUGCAAGUCCCUUUCGAUCGGCUCCUGAGUGGAGCGCCGCUGGAGAGCACCCUGCCACUGCUGGAAGCCCUGUGGUUCAUGCGAGACUGGCUGCCCAAGUUGGCUAGUAUUGGGAAGCACGCUCUUUUGUGGGCCGGGUUUUGGCAAGCCGAGCCCUCGGGCCGGGCCGGCAAAAGCAAUCUCGCCCACUUUGCGGAGCUGACGGAUCAUCAGACGGUCCAUCCGACCACGGAGCUGGGACAGAUCAUCGCAGAUGGUGGCGAGCUAAGUGGGUGCUACGGCAACCGCCUGACCUCGGAGUUCGCCGCAAACCUCUGGUCCAUCGCCAGCAUGUUCUUCGUGAGGGGCAUGCAAUUUUCUGGCCAAGGAAGUGUCGUGGCGCUGGUGAACAAGAAGAUGGAGGGUGCCCGGCCACUGAAGGACUCCGUCCUUGCCCAGUACGAGAUCCCGACCGUCGGGAAUGCUGCUUGGACCACUCAAUGGGGAGCUGAGGUGAUCUUGAUCGAUCUUCAAGGUACCUGCAGCGACACCAGUCCUUAUCUUCGGCAGCGGCUGGCCACAGGCCUGGGAGGAUUGUGGGAGCUCUACCAACAGAAGCAUUUCACGGCUGAAGAGUUUGCCCAGCUCUCGCGCCCUUCUUGGACCUGCAUUGAUUGUGGUGCGGACAGCGGCUGCGAGCUCGACGAGCAGUUGGCUGGCGUCGUCCGGAGCCGUUUGGAGGCGAAGCGCCUCCGUGAUGAGACUGUCCAGAGGCUGUGGGAGGCUGCGGAUCAGCGCAACCUCGUGGAGGUGAAGAGGCUGCUGUCCGCACACCCGGCCCCAGAUGUGGACUUUCGCGUGUCCUUGGACUUUGAGAUGAACCAUCACGCACGCCUGAACACCAUACGCACUGUCGGCUACACGACCUUACUCCACCAUGCGGCGGACCAGGGCCAGGCCGACUUGGCACGGCUGCUGCUGGGUGCAGGCGCCGAUCCCAACCUGAAGGACGAGGAAGGCAAGACGUCACUGGGAUUGGCGGCAUACAGCGGCCACCAGGAGGUGGCAGGGCUGCUGCUGGCCGGUGGCGCCGACCCCAACGUGAAGGACAUGUUUGGGAAGACCCCGCUCCAGCUGGCAGGAGAGCAGGGCCACACGGAGCUACAGCGGCUGCUGCUGAGCCAGGGUGCUGAUCCCAAGCUCAGGGCCGUUGCGAAGUCUCCCGCGUUCUGGCCGAAGGCAAUGAAGGUGUUACGGCUGCUCCGGCAGCAUGGUGCGAUCUCAUUUAAACCCUUCUGA